UGAUAAAAACAAAAUUAAUCUGGAGCAAGUUACUUACUUGUUGAAUUUUUCUUUACCUUUCUCAGAGAGAGGAGGAUGCUGAGUCGAACAGAACACAGAGGUGUGUGCAAACUGCUUUCAUCCGUGAUGUCUGGAACAGAGUCUCAUACAGACAGGGAGGAGGACUACAGGUUCCUCCACAGCAUGUUGAUGGAGAAGAAGCUUCACCUGCUCUUUAAGAUCCACGAGCGACUGAAGCGUUUUGAGAAGCGAAGCCCCAUCCCGGUCCAAGAGCACGCAGCGAGCCUGGCCUCAGACUUGGCGGAGGAGCUGAUAUACCAGGGCUGGAGAGAUGAAGUCAAAGAACUGGUUGCCCUCUUUUCCAAGCCCAGCUUUAAGAGUCUCCUGUCUGUCCAUGACGCCGUAGCUCAGAGAGACUUUGAGCCUUCUCUGCCACCAAUUCCUGAUGAUGUGCUGGACGAGGAUGAGGAUUCAGUCAAAAUUGUCAGUCUGGUCAAAACCAAAGACCCCCUGGGGGCAACAAUUAAGGUGGAUAAAUCCACCGGUGCUAUUGUAGUGGCGAGGAUCAUGAGAGGAAGCACAGCUGAUAAAAGCGGCCUAAUCCAUGAAGGAGAUGAGCUGAAAGAGGUGAAUGGAGUCUCGCUGGAGCACAAGAAGCCAAAGGAAGUCAUUCCUCUUCUGGCUUGUUCUCAGGGUGAAGUUACAUUCAAAAUCAUUCCUGCCUCCUCCAAGGAAGACAUGUCAACAAAUAAGAAGAAACUGUUUAUGCAAGCUCUUUUUGACUACGAUCCUUACGAGGAUCCCGCCAUUCCCUGCAAGGAUGCAGCAGUGGCCUUUAAAAGGGGAGACAUCCUCCAAAUUGUCAGCAGAGAGGAUGACACCUGGUGGCAGGCCUGUCACCUCGGGGAGAGCAACGCUCGGGCAGGGCUCAUCCCCUCACAGCAGCUCCAUGAGAGGAGAGUUGCACUGCAGCGACCUAAAGCCCUGUUCAGGCCUCGGAGAGUCAAACCACCAGAUGAGGGGGAAGUCGUGGAGGAUGUCGACUACCAAGCUAUUACAGGGAUCCACAUUGCUGGUUUAAGAAGGAGUUUCCGCCUCGGGAGAAAGAGCAGUUGGGCCAAAGAAGCUGCUCGGUCCAGGAGGUGGAGCACAGGGGUGCACAGCUCAAUCCGUCCUCCUACCUACAAAGAGGUGAUCCCCUACCAAAGAGACCCCGAGGACAAGCACCGUCUGGUCGUUCUGGUCGGGCCAAGCGGCGUUGGCGUAAAUGAACUGAAGAGGAGGCUCCUGAUGUCCGACCCUGACCGCUAUGGCGUCACCGUACCGCACACCACACGUGAGAAGAGACGGCAGGAGAAAGAAGGAGUGGAUUAUCAUUUUGUGUCAAUCCGCAUGUUUGAAGAGGAUAUUCUCAAUCAUAGGUUUGUAGAAUAUGGGAGAUAUGGGGGACACUACUAUGGGACAAGUCUGGACUCUGUGCACAGAGUGAUGGCUGAGGACAGAGUGUGCCUCCUGAAUAUGCAUCCUAAUAAAAUAAAGCACGUGUACACAUCUGAAUUCAAACCGUACGUGGUGUUCGUGAAGCCCCCGCGUAUAGAGGAGCUACGCCUCACCAGACGGAGAGCUAAAUUCAUCUGCGACGAAGACGACAAGAACUCAGUCCGGAUCUUUUCAGAGGAGGACUUCGAGGACAUGAUUAACUCGGCUGAAACCAUGGAGAACAAGUACGGUCACUGGUUCGAUAAGGUGAUCGUUAACGGAGAUAUCGUGGUGGCGUUCAGAGAGCUGAAGGCCGACCUCGAGAGGGUGGAAGAGGCGGAGGUCCAGUGGAUUCCUGCAGAGUGGGUUUGCUCUUCUCCGAGCAAGAAACGGAGAAGUUGUGGUCAUUUGGACAGCUGGAUUUGAACUUUGAACUCACAAAGAAUAAAACAGUAAUUUCUCAAUUAUAUGAUAGUAGAAUUUAACAACUUUUACCUUAAAAACAUAGAAUUUUUGGCAUGAUUUAAAUAUUUUUCCAUUUAUAAAGAAGUCCUGUGAUUACCACAGUUUUCCAUAGUGUCCCCUAGUGUGUAUCUAAUUAGGCGAGCAGAAUCCAU
Centropristis striata (black sea bass) is the source of this 2096-nucleotide messenger RNA. RefSeq names its product MAGUK p55 subfamily member 7-like. Lineage: Eukaryota; Metazoa; Chordata; Actinopteri; Perciformes; Serranidae. Gene Ontology annotation, cellular component: cell-cell junction; plasma membrane. The coding region runs from base 76 to 1905 and encodes 609 amino acids. The record is from RefSeq and is a predicted model, not a curated record. The transcript has 19 exons. Gene Ontology annotation, biological process: protein localization to adherens junction. Gene Ontology annotation, molecular function: protein binding.